Messenger RNA from Cercospora beticola, 3122 nucleotides. RefSeq names its product velvet factor family protein. Lineage: Eukaryota; Fungi; Ascomycota; Dothideomycetes; Mycosphaerellales; Mycosphaerellaceae. The record is from RefSeq and is a predicted model, not a curated record.
CACGCCUGGGUACCCCUUCCCACUUCAUUCAUCACUCUCCCAGCCCAGCGGACGCUCUUCUGCUGCGGCUCCAAACCAACUGCUGUCACGCCCAGCUUCAUGCCUGGGACACUGCUCGACUCUCUGCCUGCGCUGCAGCUGUGAUUCUGGCCCUCGCAGCUCAGCAGUUCAGCUUCACCACCCACGCCCGGUCGCUAGCGACACUCGCUCUUCUUCCCUGCCCGCUCCCACUCACUGCCACUGCGCUCUGCGCUUCUCUUCCGGUCACUCGGUACCACGCCCCAGUGCGCGCCUUCCUCACCUCUGCCAGCGCAGCUUCCUUUCUCACGAUCCUUCGGACGACGUUGCCCUCCUGGAAUCGCCAUUCGCGCGACCGCCGAUUACAGAUAUUCACUGCCCACUUUGGAUUCCGUCUUCAUAGUCCUCGGACGACACGCCCUCCGCCAUGGAGCGUCCGACCAUCAUCCCAGUCGACAAUGAGACCAAAAGCUCCAUUUCCCGGACCACGGCCGAAGGCAGAGUCCUCACAUACGAGAUGACAGUGCUACAACAGCCAGUCCGUGCCAGAGCAUGUGGACAAGGCGCCAAAUCCUCUGCCGACCGAAGACCUGUGGAUCCACCCCCGAUUGUUGAGUUGAGGAUCUAUGAAGGCUCUGGCCGCGAGCGCGCCGAUGACAUUACCUUCACAAUGCAUGCCAAUUAUUUCCUGUUCGCCACCCUGGAGGCCGCCCGCCCAAUUGCACAUGGACGUGUUUCUGCCGACCGCCACACCCCACCGGUUCUCACAGGCACGCCUGUGGCAGGAAUGGUCUACCUGGACCGACCGGACCCGGCUGGCUACUUUAUUUUCCCAGACUUAUCUGUUCGUCACGAGGGAAACUACCGCUUGAGCUUCAGCCUGUACGAGGAACUCAAGAAUGUCAAGGACGAGGACAAAAUGUCCGAGGACCCGAAGGCUGCCGGCGAGGGAGCUCCAGUAGUGAAUCAUCGCCUCGAAGUGAAGUCCGAGCCAUUCCAGGUCUUCAGUGCGAAGAAGUUCCCAGGCCUGACGGAAAGCACUGCUCUGAGCCGGAUGGUCGCAGAGCAGGGCUGUCGCGUGCGUAUCAGGAGAGAUGUGCGCAUGCGCCGCCGCGACCAGAAGAACAGUGCCAAAGAUUGGGAUGAGUACGAGGACGAGACUGCCGCCGCUCGUGCGCGCAUGUCCAGCACGCCCGAGUCGCAGUCGCAGCCAUAUCCAGGCAUGAUGCAUACUCCGCAUAGCUAUAUGGACCCAAUCCCUCGUCCUCGGUCGACCAGUAACACCAGUCACCAAUCCCUUGGGCAGCCCAUUUCACGUAGACCAUCUGCUCAGGAUAUGGCUAGUGCGUACCAAGCCACCCAAUACGGCAAUGCUCCACAACCUCCACAGCCCGCCUUCAAUCAACCUGCACAGUAUGGACCCUCACCAACCCAGACUUACCAACAAGGCCCGUACGUGCAACAGGCCCCUCCAAUGCAGCCUCCACCGCCCCAAUACCAGCAAGGCUACGCAGCUCCUCCUGCACCUUCACCGGUCAGUGCAUCACAACCAGGCUACUAUGGUUAUGCACCAGCACCGCCGCAAAUGAGUGCUCCGCCACAGGCAUCCUACGAUACUGCCGUUCAGCAGCAACACCGCGGUAGCAUUGAUUACUCCGCGCAUGCACAAUCUGAUACCCGUCGAUACUCUGUGCAGCAGCCGGCCUUGCCUCCGCCGCCACAGCCUCAAGCUACUCUCGCGCAGCAACCGCAGCAUUCGACGUACCCACCGCAGAUGUCCUCGCAACACCAAACUUACCAACAGCCACCUUCAUUGCAGGCACAGCAGUCCGGUCACUCACAUUCGUCCUCGAUGGACAUGUACAACAACAGCAGGCCACUUCAACCUCAGCCCAUGCAACCUCAAAGCCGCUCGAGCGCGUCUGGGACGCCCAUCUCCGGGCGAGCGUUCGACUUGCCGCCUCUUCAGACGUCUUCCAAUAUGCUGGCGAGUAACAAGUUGGAGGCCUCGUCGCCCAGCUCCGCUGCUCCCUCGCACUCCUACUUCAGUGCCACACAAACACCGGUGGACACCACGCACAAGCGCAGCUAUGGACACGUCUUCAGCGAAAAAUACCAAGACCAGCCACUUCGACAGGGCGCCCGGCCCGGAGCCAGUGCAAGUGACUACAGCUUGGUCGCUGGCUCAUCCUUGUCGGCAGCUGAUGAUGAUGACACGAGCGGUGAGCUUGACCCGGAUACAUUGAGCAUGCACUACAGGAGAGCAGACGGUCGCGCAAUUCGAAGAGCACUUCCUGGACAUGCUUGAUCGGGCAUGGAUGUCAUGGCCUCCGAAGUUUGCACGGCGGCGAUUGGACUGCAAUCAUCAUACCAUACCGGACUUUUCGGGCGCGAUUGCUCCGUGGCCGGCUCGACCCAAGCGACACCGUAUCUCUUGGGGCGACAUUGCCUAAGUCCACAGGCCUCCGCACCCGCAAUCCAGAAAGUAUUUGUUUCAGACUACAGAACUACACGCCGCUAUAGGCUGGAGAGGUUAUGAUCAACGAACGCACGGCGCUGUCGGCAAACCAUGACAGCGUUCUUGCGCGCGAGACUUCUUUUUUGACACGCACAAAACUUGUUCACUUCCUUUUGUACGAACCUCAUGGCGCAGCAUGUGUGGGGAAAGAAAAUUUUGGCAAAGUUGUGUUUCUUUUGCCAGGCUUGGUCUCAAAAGCCAGGACUUUAAGCCUAAUCUGAUCGACUCGAUCUCUUUGUGUGUGGGAAGAACAAUCUCCUUUUUCUGUUUGGGGACUACUAUUGGGAAGGAUGGACGGAAUUGGGUGGUCACAGUCACGUUUACACGCACGUUCCAUUCGGCAUUCUCUACGACUUUUUACGAACGACAACAAGAUUGAUCCUCGUGCAGAGGGAAAACUCGCGCGCAUCGAAAGGCCUUGCUCGGUUUUGCUAUGAAUUGACCAGGGUAACUCUGGACAGGAAAGAGCAAAAUGAAGAGGAGGACGCAAAGCGAAAGCAAAGCUCUCUGUACGUAGGAAGUAUCUAUUACCUCUUAGACGAACGAAAACAAACUAUCGAAAAUUGAAAAGAAAAAUUGAAAAACA